AUUUUAGCGCGCUUUAUUUGGCGGGAUUUGUGGUGGUUGGUUUUGUCUGCAUCUGUCCUGAGUUUGUUUAGUUAAGACAAAAUGUUCGAAGCCAGAUUAGUUCAAGGUGCCUUAUUAAAGAAGGUUUUAGAAGCCAUUAAAGAUCUUAUUAAUGAAGCAACGUGGGAUUGUGCGGCCACGGGAAUCAGUUUACAAGCCAUGGACAAUUCUCACGUCAGUUUGGUUUCCCUCAAUCUGAGAAGUGAUGGCUUCGAUAAAUUCCGAUGUGAUCGAAAUUUAUCAAUGGGUAUCAAUUUAACCAGCAUGUCGAAGAUUCUGAAGUGUGCAGCCAAUGAUGACAUUAUAACAAUUAAAGCACAAGAUGAUGCAGACACUGUAACAUUUGUUUUUGAAGCACCAAAUCAAGAGAAAAUCUCAGAUUACGAGAUGAAGCUCAUGAAUUUAGACACGGAACAUUUAGGAAUUCCGGAUACAGAAUACAGUGUGGUGGUUAAAAUGCCAUCUUCUGAAUUUCAAAGAAUAUGUCGGGAUUUGAGUCAAAUUGGAGAUUCUGUGUCAAUCACCUGUACCAAAGACGGUGUGAAGUUCUCAGUGAGUGGAGAUCUAGGCACAGGAAAUGUCAAACUUUCUCAGACUGCUAAUGUUGAUAAAGAAGAAGAAGCAGUGAUUAUUGACAUGCAAGAACCGGUGUCACUGACUUUUGCUCUAAGAUAUUUGAAUUCUUUUACUAAGGCAACCCCAUUAUCUCCUCAAGUGCAGAUUUCCAUCUCUGCAGAUGUUCCACUAGUUGUCGAGUACAAAAUUGAAGAUAUGGGCUACAUACGAUACUAUUUGGCACCGAAAAUUGAAGACUCAGAUGAAUAAAUUAAAUAUGUAUUUUUACAUUUUUACUGACUUGUGUAAUUUUUUUCAAUAAAGCAAUCUUUGUUUAUACUGAUUUUUGUUU
Molecule: messenger RNA, 946 nt
Organism: Centruroides sculpturatus (bark scorpion)
Lineage: Eukaryota; Metazoa; Arthropoda; Arachnida; Scorpiones; Buthidae
Gene: PCNA
Product: proliferating cell nuclear antigen-like
Exons: 6
Coding region: 82-864 (260 amino acids)
Biological process (GO): translesion synthesis; leading strand elongation; regulation of DNA replication
Cellular component (GO): PCNA complex
Molecular function (GO): DNA binding; DNA polymerase processivity factor activity
Source: RefSeq, a predicted model, not a curated record